GACGCAGCUCUCGCCGUGCUGCUGGGAAUGACGACACCGCCGCAGCAAACGACGUUCAGUGUUUAUGGCGCGUUAUUCAAGGUGGACGUGCGGUAUCAAUUCAUCGCCGCCUUAGGUCGUGGAUCGUAUGGCAUCGUGUGUUCUGCGCGAGAUCUGGUGACUGGGGAAAAGGUGGCCAUCAAACGAGUGUCCCCCAUGGCCCGUAAGCAGAACGAUGCCAAACAUACGCUGCGAGAGAUCUGCCUCAUGCAAUCCCUGGGAGCCCAUCCAAACGUUGUGGGGGUCAAGAACAUGUCUGUCAACGUUGCGGACGACGAGCUGUACAUUGUUAUGGACUUUAUGGAUACUGACAUGCACCGAGUCAUUCAAAGCAGCCAGCCGCUGUCCGAGUCGCACUACAAGUUUUUCUUGCACCAAAUCCUGCGAGGCGUAAAGCACCUCCAUGACAAUGGCGUGCUCCAUCGCGACCUUAAGCCGGGCAACAUCCUCGUCACCAAGAACUGUCAAGUCAAAAUCGCAGAUUUUGGACUUGCGCGCAGCGUGCCCAAGCGGACAAUAUCCAAACCCCGACCAGCAUCUGCCGGUCCAACGAAGAAAGACACGGCUGACUCCGACUGGCAACCCAUGACCGAGCACGUGGUCACGCGGUGGUAUCGCGCCCCCGAGCUCAUGCUGCAGCCGGACGGUCAGUACAACACCGGCGUCGACAUGUGGUCUGUGGGAUGCAUCUUUGCAGAGAUUCUCGGCCGCAAAGCAUUCUUUCCCGGGAAAAACUUCAUCCACCAACUCACAUUGAUUUUUGACGUCAUUGGCACGCCAUGCACAAACGACGUGAAGAAAAUGAAGAGCACGCAGGCCCAGCGGUUCAUCAAGAGCUUGGGGAAGAAGGCCAAGGUGCCGUUCCGCACGCUCUUUCCAACGGCAAGUCCUGAUGCGAUCGACCUCCUCGACAAGCUCCUCCAGUUUGACCCCACCGCACGGUGCACGGUCGACGAAGCGCUCGCCCACCCGUACAUGCAAGGCAUCGACAAGCGAUACGCAUACAAAGACAUUUCGGUGCCGGCAGGACGACUGCAGAUGCCGUUUGAAUCCCAAAACGUGUCAAGAAAUGAUCUUGUCAAGCUGAUUCAACAAGAAGUUAACGCAUUUCAUGCCAACAGCGUCGCCCCGAUGCCGACCCCGACUGCAGCCUCAGCUGCCCCCAGUGACUCGAUUGCACCCCACGCUACAGCAUCGACCGUGCUUGAACAAACCCCCGCUGGGCUACGAACCAUUCACGCCUUGUCAAGGCAAUGCACUGCCCAAGACACGAGGGCGAAAGAGACUGGGCGCGUCACAUGUCAGAAUGUCGACCUCGUCAAAUCCAUGUUGGGAGCCACACGGUCGACUCCAACAUCUUUCAACAACGACGUUGCCACCUUUGCGCACCCACCACCACCACCCAAUACACCACCGCCCAGAGAGACCCAAUCUGGUCAUGCAAACCUCCCCCUGACCACUCAAAACAGCGACCCCCCAAUGAACGCCACGUUGACGUCCCAACGCGACUCUGUGCAAGUCAUGGGCCUCACGUCCCUCCUCCCCCGAACACGACCCACCAGUGCCGCCCGCGCCCGCCCCAUUCCUCCAGCCACACAACCUUCCGUAUUAGCCUCGCAUGUGCAGCCCUCCGCGGCUGCUUCGGUUGCUACGGCGACCACCUCGUCUUCAUCUUUGACUCGACCGACCAGCGCAGCGCGUACCCGUCCACCUGUUGUGAUCCCCACACAUGCCGCAGCGGACGAUCAGCCAGCCCAGUCGUCGUCGUCAUCGUCGUCGGACGACGAUCAUAGUUACGCUCCACGCCCCACAGGGGCAGCAGCCCCUCGAGCCCCCCUCGCAGCCACGUCGAACACCCCUUCCAUGCGGCCAAAGUCGGCCCCAGGACGAACAGCACUCCAAAAACAAUCGGCACCGUGUGUUGGAUCGACCGCUUCGCUCAUUCGAUCGACUCAGAGGCACAGAAAGCCGUCGCGCAACAUCACGGGUGCACUCCCCGAUGGACACGCCAACCAACUGCCGGAAGGACAGCAAGACAACGACAUCGAGCCUGCGAAGCGAGGAAAGAAGCUCACAGUGCCUGUGAGCCCCAAGUUUUCCGUGAUGUCGUGGCAGAAAGCUCGCCCCGCCACCGCCAAACACCUGUCAGGAGGCAAGACUACCGCCCCGCGAGGGGUGAAAAAGCGAUAGUAACGAGAUGGGUCAGCUUCUUUGUUCUCGUGCUUGACGCACAUAGUCGUCGAUAUACAGGAUGAAAACGCUCGAGCUAUUGAUGUGGUUCCAUCGUGACUUGCGACGGAGUAGGCGGCGGGGACGCGGCGGUAUUGGCUGCUGCUUCGGCCUGCCAUUUCUCAAAGUCGGCGCGCGGGAGGGCGAAUGAUGCGUCACCGGACGCCGCGCGAAGCGUUUGCUCGAGCGUGACGGCCGCCACGUUGUCUGUGACGUUCGCCAUGGUGGCCGCGAACAAGGAACUGUCGUCCUCAUCCAUGUCUCGAGGCGAACGGGGUACAUCGCGGGCAGCAGCCAACGCUUGGCGUGCGUCUUGAGUCUUUGCAACCGAUGCUGCCGCCGCGACCCAAUCGGUUGGUGGAAGUUGGUCGUCAUCUUCUUGAGCAUUCACUGCCGCGUGCGGACGAUGGAUCUUGUAGACCAUGGCGGCUUCGGCCUCGGCGGCUUCCUCGUCCUCGUCACUGCCUUCUUCAUCACUCAGAGCGGGCAAGUCGAGACGGUUCCGUCGGUCGUCCACCUCUGCUUGGCACGAGGCAAGGUAUGCAUCCUAGUGACAUAAUAAACGGGCGUGGACAAGUGGGCGGCGCAAUGUACCUGGGCCGCGACCACUUCGUCGGACGAUUCGCAUGCUGCAUAGGCAUCCAACACGUCGGCGUUGAUCUUGAGGAACUCCAUGCCCCAUGGAAACUCGUCCAUCAGCUGCACUGCUUCGUCCUACACGUGCCGUUGUAAGAAGAAUGGGUGAAAUGGAAGGACGACGAACCGCCAAGCCAACAAUGUAUAAUGUCGCCGCGAUGGCUUCCACGCACGACAGUUUGUGCGGCUUGCCGUAGUUGACAGUGUUCGCAGCGACGAGGAAAGGAAGCAAGCGAUGCGUCCCCGAGUUGAUCUGCUUAAUGCCCAUUUCUUGAAUUCGCGCCCAUGAACAGUCGAUCACGGAGAUUCCAACCGACUCGACAAUGCCCAAAUCUUCGCGGGAUACAAGCUUCGUACCAUGCGGCGACAACACGAUGCCCCGGAAAUGCGCGCCGGGCUUCAUGCUCGUAACAUAUCCAAGACGACACAACUUGCGCCCCGUGCAGCGCUUGGAAUCGCAUUGCUGGAAGUCCCACAUGCGCAAUGCAAUUGGGAACGAUCUGCGCUUGAAGGACAGAUUCGAUUCGCCUUCGCCCUGUGUUUCCUCGCGAGGCGCUCCGCGGCGGCGAUCUUCGCGCUUUGGUUUGAUACUACCGGCGCCGCCUUUGCUCUUGCCGCCACUUCGGGAGCCGGCUCCUCCGUCGCGCUUGUUCGCCUUCUUCCCGCGGCUUUCCAUUAUCACAAUGGGACUCCAAUGAG
Aphanomyces invadans is the source of this 3603-nucleotide messenger RNA. RefSeq names its product CMGC/MAPK protein kinase. The transcript has 6 exons. Gene Ontology annotation, biological process: protein phosphorylation; intracellular signal transduction. The record is from RefSeq and is a predicted model, not a curated record. Gene Ontology annotation, cellular component: nucleus; cytoplasm. Bases 28 to 2229 code for a protein of 733 amino acids. Gene Ontology annotation, molecular function: protein serine/threonine kinase activity; ATP binding. NCBI's taxonomy places the organism in Eukaryota, Oomycota, Saprolegniomycetes, Saprolegniales, Verrucalvaceae.